This is a messenger RNA of Pipra filicauda (Wire-tailed manakin), 525 nucleotides long. RefSeq names its product SNAP associated protein (gene SNAPIN). Gene Ontology annotation, biological process: lysosome organization; synaptic vesicle exocytosis; regulation of synaptic vesicle exocytosis. NCBI's taxonomy places the organism in Eukaryota, Metazoa, Chordata, Aves, Passeriformes, Pipridae. The record is from RefSeq and is a predicted model, not a curated record. The transcript has 4 exons. Gene Ontology annotation, molecular function: SNARE binding. Gene Ontology annotation, cellular component: BLOC-1 complex; synaptic vesicle; BORC complex. Bases 16 to 378 code for a protein of 120 amino acids.
GCGUGGGGGGCCAAGAUGGCGGUGGGGAGCGGCCCCGCGGCCCGGGAGCUCUUCGCUGAAGGGCUGCUGCAAUUCCUGCGCCCCGCCGUGAGACAGCUCGACCGUCACGUCCACAGCGUCAGGGAGAGCCAGGUGGAGCUGCGGGAGCACAUCGACAGCCUGGCCACAGAGCUUUGCCGCAUCAAUGAGGACCAGAAGGUGGCCCUUGACCUCGACCCCUACGUGAAGAAGCUGCUCAACGCCCGGCGCCGGGUGGUGCUGGUCAACAACAUCCUGCAGAACGCCCAGGAGCGGCUACGGAGGCUGAACCACAGCGUGGCCAAGGAGACCGUGCGGAGGAGGGCGAUGCUGGAGGCUGGGGGCUACCAGGGCAAGUGAGAGCCAGGGGAGCAGGUAUCCCCGGGAUCACAGCCUUGGGAAUUCGGGGGGUGUCCCUCCUCACCUGCCACAUGGGGAGCAGGGACCCCCCCCGAGUCGUGUGCCCGGAUUUGGGGGUGCUGGAAUAAAAGUGACGCUGGACUCCGU